Cimex lectularius (bed bug) is the source of this 1685-nucleotide messenger RNA. RefSeq lists its product as uncharacterized. The transcript has 7 exons. Bases 418 to 1512 code for a protein of 364 amino acids. NCBI's taxonomy places the organism in Eukaryota, Metazoa, Arthropoda, Insecta, Hemiptera, Cimicidae. The record is from RefSeq and is a predicted model, not a curated record.
UCAUAGAUCUCGUCCAAUUAAAGGAACAAAUAUUAUAAACUGUAUUUAUUUUUAAUAUAGCUCGGAUCUUUUUAUUCUAACGAUAACAAAACUCAGAAUCCACUCAGAAUAGCAAUGCCGAUUAGUUAAAAUACUCGUUCUUUACUGGUAGCUAAACAUACACACAAACAUAUGGAACAAAUAUCCGCAUUUCUAUACAUUCAUAAUUUUUUUACGUAUUAAAAACAUUCAUAAAUAAUUAAUGAGUCAGUUGAUUUUAACGAAGGGUAUACAGGUAAGGGUAGAUUAAGGGAGAUUCGUUGUAGGGGUCAUGACUUCGUUCCAAGGGUGGGGAGAGGGCGUGGCUUGAUUUUCCAACUUUUACCGAACUUGAUUUAACAUUCUAUUCCCUUUGAACUUUUAACAAGAAAUAGCGAAAUGUCCGGGAAAGUUUUUGAGACCUCUGAGGAGGUGAGGAGGAAAAACAACAUAACGAAAUUCCUUGAUGGUCUGUUCAAAGAUGAUCAAUCGACUUCAUCCACUUUGGAACUGAACACGGCUUCAUCCUUUACAAAGGUUCAUAAAAAACCGACAGAAGUAUCGAACAAGAAAUGUGUCGUCGCACAGGAACAAAAAAGCUCGACAAGCAGUUACGCCAAGUUAGAAUGUCUAUCAUCUAACGAGCUCCGGGCACUUAGGGCCCACCCUGAAAUUCUACAAAAGAACUUAGAGAAAUUAUUAAUAUUGCCCAUGUCUAUACAUAAUUUGAAACAAAAUGACACGCUAGUAAGGUUAUACACAGGCAUACCGAAUGCCGAAGCUUUUUUCAAUUUGGCGGCUAUGUUUUCUAAGGGAAGUAUUUCAUACUACCAUGGCUGGGUGGUGGGUCAACUGACCAUCAAGCAACAGCUGCUGAUGACAUUGGUCAAAUUGAGGCUGAACCUAUCUGAUAUUCACUUAUCACACAGGUUUACGUGUUCAAUGGCCACCGUGACAAACACGCUGUACACCUGGAUACAUGCUCUCCAGGAAAAACUGUACGAUACAGCUGUCACGAUGUUUGGAAGCCUGAGAGACCCGUAUUUAUUCGACGGGCUUAUGGUGCUCCAGACCGUGUCAGUUUACAGAAAAGCUCCUGACAACCCGCAUCUACCUCACAAGACGCCUCCGGAGCCUUACACAACAGUUCUACUUUCCACGGCCGAUGGGACCGUUAUAUAUACAGGCGAAUUGUUUCGGUGGAAAGGACGUAAAGACGAUAUUGUCCAGUACUGCGGUGUUCUGGAGACGCUAAUGCCUGGUGACGUCAUCGCAGUCAACGGAGACGCUAUUAUCAAUCUUCCCGUUGGGGUGAAGACGAGAAAUAUCGACUUAGGCCUGGUGCGAUUGAAGAAAAGCCGAGAUGAUCUGAAACGGCGUUUGAUGGAAUGGGACGUGGUGAAAGCCAUUCCGCCAUCACUCGGGGAUUGCUCGUCGAAUUUAUGGAAAGUUGUGGUCUCAUUGACUAAUUACAUCCAUUUCAAUGAUUUUUGACGUAAGAACAAAGAAUCCUAAGACAUAAGUAGGCAACGCUCCGGAAUUCUACAAACACCAAGAAUCUCGACGAUCUAUGAGAGGAAAUAUCCGCAAAGAGCAGGCAGUUCAGUUUGUUCAUUAUAUUUUUGCACGUCCAGUUGGAUCGCCGACCACUGUUAUUUAGACUAAUA